This is a messenger RNA of Mya arenaria, 1633 nucleotides long. RefSeq lists its product as uncharacterized. The transcript has 2 exons. NCBI's taxonomy places the organism in Eukaryota, Metazoa, Mollusca, Bivalvia, Myida, Myidae. The record is from RefSeq and is a predicted model, not a curated record. The coding region runs from base 413 to 1285 and encodes 290 amino acids.
UUCAUUAAACGUUAAUUUGACGAAAAAUUUAGAUUUCACUCCUCAAAUGAAAGGUGAUUAUGUUCUGUCGUUGAAGUAGGCUGUUCAUGGUGUAUGUAUAGUUUUAAUAGCAGCAUACGGCUUAAGCUCCGUGCGUGUUAGAAAUUGUUACAACAACCUUAUAAAAUACACACUAUGACACCUCUUUCUCUGUUCAGUUUAUAUUUGCAAAUAAUAAGAAUUGAUAAAGCAUAUGUGACAAUGGUUCAUGAUUCUUCUCGCUCGUCUUUUGCAUCUGUUGAGCAAUAGAACGAUUGCGAAACAUUACUUCUACGGGCACGUGUACGUUAAGGCUUCUUCACGUCAUCCAGGUUUGUGUUCAUUGUACAAGUUUACAAUGUCAUAGCACGACGGAACGUGGUAAAUAAUCAAGAUGCCAAAAGUAUACCAAGUAAAUCUUCAGGAGUUUAUUGAAGAGUACGCAUGGGACUGUUUCAAACAGGAUAUUGGGUUUAUAAGGAGACUCUUCAACAGAAAAUCCAAGUUUUACUUCGACAUACGCUGGGGAUACCUCGAUUUCUCACACAGGACUGAGAGUAAAGAGAGACCUGUGACCGGGAAUGUGAAUCAGAAAAACGAGGAGUUGUAUUAUUCAGAGUACGAUAAUAAAACCAGCACACAACAGAAUUACACCUUUUCAACAUCAAGGGAGACUACUGCGACUACUAGUAUUGAGCUGCAGGAGAACUACACUAUUGGUGCUGAAACUAAUCUGGAAGUGGACCUAGCGGGUAUUGUUAAGUUCGGGGGUGGUGUAAAUGGGUCUUUGUCGGUGACUGAAACCAAAAGCCAAGAGUUUUCCAAGACUCUCACUUGGAAUAUUGACACAAAUAUUGUAGUCCCGCGCUGGAAUCGCGCCCGUGCGACGUUGUUGGUUUAUGAACAACCCUCAAUUCUUGACUUCACGGUAACUACCACCCUCUCAUUGCCAAAGAAAACUCUUCCAGUGUCUUUAAGACGAAAACGAGAUGACAAAAUCGUGAAGACGUACUACAUUACGAACCUUAACGCAAUAUUCGCCGAAUACAACAAAAAGUAUGCGACAGAUGAAGACAGAAUUGUAAAAAUUGAGACAAGGCCAGUAGAAGGGAGCGCGAUAGAUGAAGUUAUAGCUGUGAUAACCUCCCAUGGAACGUGUAAAAACGUCUCUUGGAAAAAACAGCAUGUGAAGGUACAGUGUACGCCGAUAGAGGGUGCACCGCCAGAGGCACCUGUCGAAAAUAAGAAGGAGGUGAGCGAACAUUAGGAAGAUAACGGAUAAUAACUUUGAACAUAUAAACGAUGUGACGUGUACUAAUAUGAUCACACAUUUUUUGAAGAAUGUGAAGAACUGGUACAGUUGACGCCGAUAGAGGGGGCACCGGAAGGCACGUAAGCCAAAAAUGAGAAGAAGCCAAACGAACUUCAUAACCAAAGAGAUACUUUCAUAUGUUUCAAAACUUAAAUCAAGUUUCUCUUUCAUAUAUAUUACAAUGGAAUCUCGUCCAUGCUUAUAAUUAACUUUACAUUCUUUUAUAUUUUAAUACAUUCUGUACUUUGUAACUAUAUUUGUAAUUUUAUUUGCAAAUCUUAACUAACUAUUAAUUGUAAUUUC